Ichthyophthirius multifiliis is the source of this 387-nucleotide messenger RNA. Its product is annotated as protein kinase domain protein. Lineage: Eukaryota; Ciliophora; Oligohymenophorea; Hymenostomatida. The transcript has 2 exons. The record is from RefSeq and is a predicted model, not a curated record.
AUGAUUUUAGUUAUUUUUAUGUCUAGUGGAAUUUUCAAUGCUUUAACGAAUCUUUUUUUCGGUUCCUAUUGUUUACAAACUUAAAAAGCAAUAAAAGUAAUAAAUAAGCAAAAAAAUUUUUGUAAUAAUUAAAAUUGGAUAAUAAAAUUAUCAUUAGCAAAUAAAAGAAAUUAAACAGAUUUAAUGGAUUAUUAAAGCAUUGUCAAUAUAAUAUGUAUAUUCCUAGUUAUCCUCCUUCUCUAGUACUUUCGUUAUGUUUAAAGAAAAGUAAACGUAGAAUGUGAUAUUGCAGAUAUCAGUGUAAAUGAUUACACAGUAAUGAUAAGCAAUAUACCAAAGUAAAAAAAAAUUAAAAAAAAAACAAAAAAAACAAAAAAGGGAAUAUGA